AUGAGGGGUAUCUCUAGUCUGAUUGAUACGGAUAUGGAUGAUUCUACGCGGUUCGUUGAUGAGAAUAUGAUCAUCUCCAGUGCGUCCGAAAGUGAGCUACCAAAAAAGAAAGCCGCUCAGCCUAAGGCCGCAGAUAGUCGCGUCAGCAAGCCGAAGGCGGCGCCUCGAAAACCGAAAGCAGUCAAAGAGGAUGGUGCGAAGAAAGCUGUGGGCAAGGCAACUGGCACAAAACGGAAAGCACUGGAAGAACAGGUCAAUGGGGAAUCUCAACAGGCCAGCAAAAAAAUCUCUCGAAUUCCUGUUGCGCAAUCAGAUGAUGAGUUGGAUGGAGUGACAGGCCCCGAGAGACCAAAGCAGGAAGUCAGUCAAAAAGCAAAGAGGAAGCCAAGAGCAAAGAAGGACACGGUAGCACAUGGCGAUGAUUCUGGCCACGGUCCGCUAGCUGUGCAACACACUCAAGCGCAGACGGGCAGUAAGAAACCCAAAGUUACCCAGAAAGUUAUCGCCGAUGAUCCACAUCCAAUAGUGCAGGAGGUCGAUAAUAUCGUUGAGGCGUACGCAGAAUGCAGCCCUCAACGUCCUGUGAAGAAAUCUGUAGGCAGCGCAUCCCAAUCCCGUCAAGAGAACGUAGUCCGAAGAAAGGCUGGAGGUUCUUCUGACACAGAACGAGGUGGUGGUGACCCCAACCUGCGACGGAAGCUGGGCGACGUAACAAGAAAGUUCGAAAACAUCGACUUGAAAUAUCGCAACCUCAAGGACGUGGGUAUUGUGGAGGCGAAUGCCAAUAUGGAAAAGCUCCGGAAGCAGUGCGAAGCCACCACAUCAGCAUCGGCAGAGCUAAUUGAGUCCCUUAAGAAGGAACUUGCAAUGCAAAUGCCUCUGGCGCAUGACGCUCGGCAGCUGCAAAUUGACUUGCAGAAUUCCAAGCAGGAAGCCACCAAGUAUCGCUCUGAAGUGACCGAUUUGGAAUCGUCUCUUAUGGCUGCGCAGAACGAGAUCAAGGCGCUACAAGCCAAGCUUGCUGCAGCAAGAAGCUCAGCGACAUCGGUUGAGAGCGCGACGGCUAGGACACCAGGCAGCGCAAUGAAAAAUAGCAAUCAAGCAAGAACUAUCAUGGUUGGUAGCGCAGAAGCGGCUCAAGCGGCUCAAGCGGCACAGUUGAAAGAAGACCUGUACAGCGAUCUGACUGGACUCAUCAUUCGAAGCGUAAAAAGGGCAGAUGAAGGCGAUGCUUAUGACUGUAUCCAAACUGGUCGCAAUGGUACACUCCAUUUCAAGCUCGUUGUUGAAACCGAAGGCGAUGGGCGAACGACAAGCUUCGAGGACACCGAAUUUUUGUACACGCCUCUGCUUGAUUCGAACCGCGAUAAAGACAUGAUAGAACUGCUCCCUUACUAUCUGAAGGAAGACAUUACGUUCAAUCGCCAUCACGCUGCGAAGUUCUACAGCAGAGUGGUGGACGCUUUGACAAAGAAGCCGACGGAUGAUGAGUAA
Messenger RNA from Endocarpon pusillum Z07020, 1494 nucleotides. RefSeq lists its product as uncharacterized. Lineage: Eukaryota; Fungi; Ascomycota; Eurotiomycetes; Verrucariales; Verrucariaceae. Gene Ontology annotation, biological process: homologous chromosome segregation; attachment of mitotic spindle microtubules to kinetochore; meiotic sister chromatid segregation. Gene Ontology annotation, cellular component: monopolin complex; chromosome, centromeric core domain; mitotic spindle. Gene Ontology annotation, molecular function: microtubule site clamp; protein binding. The record is from RefSeq and is a predicted model, not a curated record. The coding region runs from base 1 to 1494 and encodes 497 amino acids. The transcript has 2 exons.